AUGGGCGAUAGUCAAUACUCCUUCUCCCUCACCACCUUCAGCCCGUCAGGGAAGCUGGUGCAGAUCGAGUAUGCACUCAACGCCGUGGCUGCCGGUGCCACGUCGCUCGGCAUCAAAGCGACCAAUGGCGUGGUGAUUGCCACGGAGAAGAAGCUUCCUACAGAGCUCAUAGACGAGACCUCGGUGAAGAAGAUUCAACUGCUCACGGACAACUCGGGAGUUGUCUACAGGAGGGCAUUCCGCCGUCACAGCUGGUGCUCACCACCACGUGCCGUGCCACACAUGCCCAUCGCCGUGCCACACAUGCCCAUCCCCGUGCCACACGUGCCCAUCCCCGUGCCACACAUGCCCAUCGCCGUGCCACACAUGCCCAUCCCCGUGCCACACGUGCCCAUCCCCGUGCCACACAUGCCCAUCGCCGUGCCACACAUGCCCAUCGCCGUGCCACACAUGCCCAUCGCCGUGCCACACAUGCCCAUCGCCGAGGGCAUUCCAGUGUCGCAGCUGGUGCGGGAGACAGCGGCGGUCAUGCAGGAGUUCACUCAGUCAGGGGGGGUGAGGCCGUUCGGUGUGUCGCUGUUGAUGGCGGGGUAUGACUCACAGGGCCCGCACCUGUACCAGGUGGAUCCCUCGGGUUCCUACUUCGCAUGGAAGGCCUCCGCCAUUGGCAAGAACAUGACCAACGCCAAGACGUUUCUUGAGAAGAGGUAUACAGAGGACAUGGAGCUAGAGGAUGCGAUUCACACGGCCAUUCUCACUCUCAAAGAAGGGUUUGAGGGGCAAAUUGCAGGCGACAACAUUGAGAUUGGUAUUGUGGGCAGCGACAAGAAGUUCAGCCUUCUCCGCUGCUUUCCGUCCCUCUCCUCUCUCCAUAUGCACUCUCGCAAAAUCCACUUCACCUGCUCGCUGAUGCACCGUCUUCCACCUCCCUCCAUCUCCCUUCACCGCACUCCACCUCUCUCAGUGCGUGCGCUGCUAGCCAUCAACCGUGCUUCCUGCCUGCAUUCCCUGCAUGCCACAUAUGUGCGUGUGGACUGGUGGUUCCCCUCCCCCGUCAGGAGCCUGGCCAACAGCCCUCAAGUCCAGGGAAAGCUGCAUGCCGUCACCCUCCCACCAGCCCUUGCUUUCCUGGACCUCUCAUACACAGCUGUGUCCGGCGCCUUGCCCAACACUCUCUCCACCCUCACCAACCUGGCUUAUCUGGAACUCGCAUACACAUCCUUAUCAGGACAGCUGCCGUCCACGUUAUCUGCACUGUCCAAGCUCUCCCACCUGUGGGUCCCGAACAUUCACCUGCAGGGCGGCCAGGUGGGAGGCUCCAUCACCACGCUCACCUUUGUGUCUCACCUAACCCGCCUGCACACGCUGGAGCUCUUUGGAUUCGACGCCAUGACAGACGGCCACAUGACCUCCCUCAGCGGCCUCUCCACCCUCACCCGCCUGCAGAAGCUCACCUACUUCAGGAAUGUGUCUUGCAACUUCGCCAACCCCUUCCCCAACACACUCCUCUUCACCAACCGCGCCCUCUUCUCCCACUUCCCCACCGGGCACCGAUCUCAACCCCUCUACACCGCCAGGGACCUGUCUUACAACUACUUUUCCGACUUCCCAACCUGGAUUGUUGACCUCACCCGCCUCCAGUACAUAGACGUGUUGCACCAGUACGAGCAGCGCUGGGGCUACAUUCCCCGCGACCUUGACAGGCUCACCGGCCUCCGCACCUUGUCAGUCAGUGCCGCACCUUGUCAGUCAGUGCCGCACCUUGUCAGUCAGUGCCGCACCUUGUCAGUCAGUGCCGCACCUUGUCAUCUUGCUGUCGGCAACGGCCUGUCGGGCUUCCUCCCAGAGACGUGGAGCAGACUCACUGCACUGGAACGCCUGCACCUCAAGAGCAGUUCUGCACUGUCGCCCUGCCCUCCCACCACCUCUCAUUUAACUCAAUUCUCUCUCAGCGAUCUGCAAGGGAACAAGCUGGAAGGCUCCAUUCCAGGCAGCUACUCCGUUCUUAAAGCCCUUACCUACCUCAACCUUGGCAACAACCAAUUUAGCGGACCCAUUCCGGACUUCCUGGGAUCACUGCCUAACCUCAUGGAGCUCAUGGCGUCGCGCAACCUGCUCUCCGGCGCCCUGCCCUCCGCCCUUCAAACCUCAGCUUCCCUGGAACAACUGGUGGACCAUGCGCCACAGGGUGGACCAUGCGCCACAGGGUGGACCAUGCGCCACAGGGUGGACCAUGCGCCACAGGGUGGACCAUGCGCCACAGGGUGGACCAUGCGCCACAGGGUGGACCAUGCGCCACAGGGUGGACCAUGCGCCACAGGGUGGACCAUGCACCACAGGGUGGACCAUGCGCCACAGGGUGGACCAUGCGCCACAGGGUGGACCAUGCACCACAGGGUGGACCAUGCGCCACAGGGUGGACCAUGCGCCACAGGGUGGACCAUGCACCACAGGGUGGACCAUGCGCCACAGGGUGGACCAUGCGCCACAGGGUGGACCAUGCGCCACAGGGUGGACCAUGCACCACAGGGUGGACCAUGCGCCACAGGGUGGACCAUGCGCCACAGGGUGGACCAUGCGCCACAGGGUGGACCAUGCGCCACACUUGAGCCGCGUCUUUCUCUCACCGCUGCAUCGAGCCCGGGCGCCAAUGCAAACCCCUCCUCUGCUGCCAUGCCUGCGCGCCCCUGCAGGCACCUAGAGGGCAACGGGAUUGCAGGGUCUCUACCGGACUUCUCUCGCUGGAACACGUCUCUCACUGCUCUGUACGGUCGCUGUAUGGCCACUGGUGUGGGUGUGGGUAGGUGUAGCUUUCUCUGGCAACGGGCUUGCAGGGUCUCUACCGGACUUCCCUCGCUGGAACACGUCUCUCUAUGCUCUGUACGGUCGUUGCUGUGUGUGUGCAACGGGUAG
Molecule: messenger RNA, 2913 nt
Organism: Closterium sp. NIES-65
Lineage: Eukaryota; Viridiplantae; Streptophyta; Zygnematophyceae; Desmidiales; Closteriaceae
Source: the annotation of a GenBank genome assembly